Molecule: messenger RNA, 1632 nt
Organism: Eremothecium gossypii ATCC 10895
Lineage: Eukaryota; Fungi; Ascomycota; Saccharomycetes; Saccharomycetales; Saccharomycetaceae
Gene: KRI1
Product: Kri1p
Exons: 1
Coding region: 1-1632 (543 amino acids)
Biological process (GO): endonucleolytic cleavage in ITS1 to separate SSU-rRNA from 5.8S rRNA and LSU-rRNA from tricistronic rRNA transcript (SSU-rRNA, 5.8S rRNA, LSU-rRNA)
Cellular component (GO): 90S preribosome; nucleolus
Source: RefSeq, marked provisional
AUGCCUCGUAAGAAGUCAGCUGCCAAGAAGGCCAAGGAGGCUGCUAAAAAAGCUGAAUUGGAAGCUCAAGCUGCCGUGAUCGAGGAUGUACCGGAGGAGAACCAUACUGCGAGCGAUGAGGAAAGUACCUCCGAAGAGGAAGACGACUAUGGGGAGCUAAUAACGGAAGAUGUGGAGGAGGGAAUCAAGAAUGUGCUGGAGGCGAUCCGGACGAAGGACACAUCGGAGCUCCUGAAUCCGACAGUGCGCUUCUUUGAAGAGCCCGAGGCCGCAGUUGCCAAGCUGGCGCAGGCAGAGCGGCACAAGCCCAUAUACCUCAAAGACUACCACAGAAUGAACCUUCUAGCUGGAGAGACAUUUGCAAAGGAUGGCGAGGACUUUGAAACCAUGGAUGGAAAGCCAUCGUUUGCUGCAGAACAGCGCCAGGAGCGAGCUCAGAUUUUGGCGGAAAUCAACGAGGAAGUUGGCAAGGCGGAAGAAGACGACGAAGACGAGUUUUUGACCAAAAAGAAGCCAAGCUCCGAGGUAGCACAGAAGACAGCACUUCCAGAUCCGUCUGUUGAUGACGAGCAAUUCUUGCAGGCAUUCGUGGAGCAACAGGCGUGGAUACCUCGUAAGGGGGACAAAACGGUGGACCUAGAUCGCGGGGAAGCAUUCGAAGAGGACGAUAAGGAGUUUGAAGAUGCAGUAGAACAAUUUGAAACAGCGUACAAUUUCAGAUAUGAGGAUCCUAACGCUGCUGAGAUUGUAUCAUAUGCUCGUACUCAAGCUACGAUCCGUAGAAGCGCCGCAUCCACCAGGAAGCGUAAGAGAGAUGAAGAGAAGCAGGAAAAGGACAAAGAUCGGCAGGAGCGGGAGAAGGCGAUUCAAAAGAAAAAGAAGGAAACCGUUUAUCAAUUGUCGGAUGUUCUGGAUAAAAUCAGGAAGGAAUAUGGUGCCGAGAUUAGCGAGCCAAUGGUUCAAAAACUAACGGCAACAUUACUAAAUGGUUCAUAUGACGACAGCAAAUGGGACGAGGUGGUUGGCGAAUUGUUUGACGAAGAAUUUUACCAGCAAGAAGGGAAGCCUACGUGGGAUGAGAAUGAUGAGAUUAUGGGUGAUUUCUAUGCGGGCAAUGCUGAUGAUGAUGAUGAUGCUGCACCAACUGAAGAUCAUGCAAACGGAGAGAAGGAGAAGAAGUCUAAGAAAGAGGGCACUAAAGAGAAGAAAGCCAAAAAGCAGGAGAAAAAGGAACUGAGAAACAUCAUUGAGGAGUCCGUUGAGCAAAAUAAGCUAGCACUGAUAGAAAAGGUGGAGGAAGAAAGAGGCCGCACGAAGGAGAAAGACCUUGACAUCAAGUUCAGGUAUCGGGAAGUUUCGCCAGAAAGUUUUGGCUUGACCACCCGUGAGAUAUUUAUGGCUGACGACGCUGCCUUGAAUGAGUAUAUUGGCCUCAAGAAAUUUGCACCAUAUAGAGCAAAGGAGUUGCGCAACAAAGAUAAAAGGAAGGUCAUGAAGGCUAAGCGUCUAAAAGAAUGGAGGAAAAAGGUGUUCAAUAACGAAAAUGGGUUGGCCGAUGAGGAUGAGGCCCUUGAUACCCAGGCGGCUCCUAAAAAGGAGAAAAGCCGUUCUAAGCACAAGACAAGUAAGUAA